Messenger RNA from Sporisorium graminicola, 714 nucleotides. RefSeq lists its product as uncharacterized. NCBI's taxonomy places the organism in Eukaryota, Fungi, Basidiomycota, Ustilaginomycetes, Ustilaginales, Ustilaginaceae. Bases 1 to 714 code for a protein of 237 amino acids. The record is from RefSeq and is a predicted model, not a curated record. Gene Ontology annotation, molecular function: FMN binding; NAD(P)H dehydrogenase (quinone) activity. The transcript has a single exon.
AUGUCUUCUUUGAUCAAGAAGCUCUCCAACCUUAGCACCAAGUCCAAGUCUUCCAACGCCUCGUCCAACAAAGAGACCGCCGCUCCCGCCAAGAUGUCCAAGAUCGCCAUUGUUGUCUUUUCGCUUUAUGGUCACGUCGCUAAGAUCUCCGAGUCUGUAGCUGAGGGCAUUCGCGCCACCGGCGUCACGCCCGACAUCUACCAGUUUGAAGAGACGCUCAGCGGCGAAGUCCUGUCCAAGAUGCACGCCAACAAGGCUCCUACCGAGUCUCUGCCCGUCAUCACCCCCGAGAAGCUCAAGGAGUACGAUGGCUUCAUCUUUGGCUUCCCUACCCGUUUCGGCCGCGCUCCUGCUCAGGUCUCGGCCUUCUUCGACAAGACUGGUGGUCUUUGGGCCAGCGGUGCCCUGGUCGGCAAGUUCGGUGCCACUUUCACCUCGACCGCUUCACAGCACGGCGGUAACGAGACCACGCACCUCACCACUAUCCCCUUCUUCGUCCACCAGGGCGUUAACUACGUGCCCCACGGUUAUCGCAGUUUCCCUGACCAGACUAACCUCGAGCAGAUCCACGGUGCUUCGCCUUACGGUGCUGGUACCAUUGCCGCCGGUGACGGCAGCCGCCAGCCCAUCGACCUUGACUUCAAGAUCGCCAGGGCUCAGGGUGAGCACUUUGCCAACGUCGUCAACACCUUCGUCAAGGGCAAGUCUGCUUAA